CGCAUAAUCCGCUCCAUGGGACUGCACCCUUACUCUUGAAGUUCACUGCGGUAACCUCUGCGUUUCGUCAGUUCCAUCACUCUUGGACCUUGGUCACUCUGUCACUCUUUCCGCGACUUCUCGAGUGACGGGUCAUCUUCCAAAGCAGGCGUAAACGGAAGUUGCGACAGUUACUACGAUGUUGUCCUGGAUGCAGGAGGCAGUGAAAAUGAAUCCGUUCUCGUCGCCGUUUACAACAGCUAAGUGUCAGGCACUGGAAAAAAAAUCUGGAGAUUUAGCUGCCGUUCGGCCGCUUCCGAAUCGCCCUGCUGCCGCCGCCGCCGAGGAAGGUGAUAGCUGCGAAUUUGGAUCGAAUCAGUAUUUUAUCUUAUGUGGUAUUGGAGGAAUUUUGUCAUGUGGCAUCACUCACACCGGAAUCACCCCCUUGGAUUUAGUCAAAUGCCGAAUUCAAGUGGAUCCUCAAAAAUACAAAUCAGUGUUCAGUGGAUUUCGAGUGACUUACGCCGAAGAUGGCCCUCGAGGAUUAGUGAAAGGCUGGGCGCCUACUUUCUUCGGAUAUUCGAUUCAGGGAAUGUUCAAAUUUGGUCUUUAUGAGGUUUUCAAAGUUUAUUACUCGGCAUUGGCCGGUGAAGAACUUUCCUAUGAAUACAGAACCAGUUUGUAUUUGAUAUCGUCAGCUUCAGCUGAAUUCUUUGCAGAUAUUGGCUUAGCGCCAUUUGAAGCCGCCAAGGUCAGGAUACAAACACAGCCAGGGUAUGCUAAUACUUUACGACAAGCACUACCAAAGAUGUAUGCAGAUGAAGGCCUUACCAGUUUCUACAAGGGUUUGGUGCCGUUAUGGCUGCGUCAAAUCCCAUAUACGAUGAUGAAAUUUGCUUGCUUCGAGCGUACUCUCGAACUUCUAUAUAAACACGUAGUACCCAAACCUCGGUCAGACUGCAGUAAAGGCGAGCAGCUAGUGGUCACAUUUGCAGCUGGAUACAUUGCUGGUGUAUUCUGCGCUAUUGUAUCUCAUCCCGCUGAUACGGUGGUGUCAAAAUUGAACCAGGAAAAGGGGGCAUCUGCAGGCGAAGUUUUGAAAAAGCUUGGCUUCGCCGGUAUGUGGAAAGGCCUCGGACCGAGGAUCGUUAUGAUUGGUACCCUGACUGGGGCACAGUGGUUCAUCUAUGAUGCCGUCAAGGUUUGGUUACGUAUGCCCCGUCCACCACCACCUGAGAUGCCGGAAUCUCUCAAGAAGAAACAUGGUCUGACAUAAGCGUAGCGUAAACGAAAUGGGCCGACCGGAUUGUCGGUUAGAAAAAGAGACGCGCAUAAAUCAGUUUCAAUUUGAUCUUUAUAUCGUGCAUUAUUAAUGCACGAUGUCUCAUUUUAUUUUGGUGAUAAUAUUUAUUCUUCAGCAUUAUACAACAAGCAUCAACGGGCAACACUGCCGCAAGAUUAGAAAAAACAAUUGUGUCUUACAAAUAGAAAAUAUAGAAUGCUAAUUGUAUUAGUUUCGUAAUUGUCAGAAGCAUAGUAAAUUUAAUUCAUAAUAGCAACGGUUUAUCCAGUGUAAUCCGUAAGCUGCCAUGUUGUACAUAAGGUGAUCGCUACAAAUAAACAGGCCGAUUACUCAAU
Molecule: messenger RNA, 1617 nt
Organism: Monomorium pharaonis (pharaoh ant)
Lineage: Eukaryota; Metazoa; Arthropoda; Insecta; Hymenoptera; Formicidae
Gene: Mpcp1
Product: phosphate carrier protein, mitochondrial
Exons: 6
Coding region: 179-1255 (358 amino acids)
Biological process (GO): mitochondrial phosphate ion transmembrane transport
Cellular component (GO): mitochondrial inner membrane
Molecular function (GO): phosphate transmembrane transporter activity
Source: RefSeq, a predicted model, not a curated record